AUGAAAAUAGAGUCUCUCUGUGAGAUUCAUUUUUACCAGAAGUCAGAAGAUCUUAUAUUUCUCAAGAUCAUCUUCACCUGCCUUGUCUGUGAAAUCAAUGAGAGGAAUCAUCAAUUCCAGUAUUCUGCCCUUGAUGUCAUUCAAGUGGCAGCAGAGUCCACUCUGGCCACACUUUUUAAGUAUGAUAUUAAGACAAUGACUCAUCACAGCCAUGUUAUCCUCACUGUGAGAGAUACACAGUUGAUGAUGAACAUUGCAAAGACUCUGAAAAGUGAGUAUUUUGAGAAUGCUGCAGCUCUGCAAUGUUGA
Messenger RNA from Blastomyces dermatitidis ER-3, 309 nucleotides. RefSeq lists its product as uncharacterized. NCBI's taxonomy places the organism in Eukaryota, Fungi, Ascomycota, Eurotiomycetes, Onygenales, Ajellomycetaceae. Gene Ontology annotation, cellular component: nucleosome. The transcript is spliced from 2 exons. Gene Ontology annotation, molecular function: structural constituent of chromatin; DNA binding; protein heterodimerization activity. Bases 1 to 309 code for a protein of 102 amino acids. The record is from RefSeq and is a predicted model, not a curated record.